UUUUCUCCGUGUUUCUUUUACUUUUGUUUGAGAUCAGUUGCUGCUAUGCCUGCAAGCACAAAUCACGGACCAUGAAAUAACCAAGUUCGAGAAGAAUUCCUUCUCUCUCUUUUUAAUUUUCCUGCCAUUGCUUAACAUCGAUGAAGAGAUGCAGAUCCGGUUUUAGAGAAGGUUCUGCACAUUCGAUGGAGUGGUAAUCUAAGGCAGGAGUAGCACAGCUGUUGUGUGUUGUAGAAUGGGGUACAUUGGGGUUCAUGGUAUUGAAGGCUUGCUUAGGCACAAGUAUAGUGGUGUUGACAGAUCAUAUGUAGCCAAAUAUAUAUUACAGCCUUUCUGGAGCUAUUGCGUCAAUCUCUUUCCCCUUUGGAUUGCGCCUAAUGUGAUAACCGCUGUGGGCUUGUCCUUUAUUCUCACAUCAGCUUUCUUAAGCUAUGUCUACUCACCCCUACUGGAUUCUCCUCCUCCAAGAUGGGUCAACUUUGCCCACGGUUUGCUAUUGUUCUUGUAUCAGACAGACAUUUGAUGCAAUUGAUGGGAAGCAAGCAAGGAGAACAAACUCUACAAGUCCUUUGGGUGAGCUGUUUGAUCAUGGUUGUGAUGCACUUGUUUGUGCGUUUGAGACGAUGGCGUUUGGGAACUCUGUCAUGAGUGGACGUCAUACUAUAUGGUUUUGGAUACUUGCUGCCAUCCCGUUCUACUUUGCAACAUGGGAGCACUUUUUUACCAACACACUCAUUCUUCCUGAAAUAAAUGGGCCUACAGAAGGGUUAUUACUUAUUUACAUGAUUCACUUCUUUACAUCUGCUGUUGGUGCUGAAUGGUGGAUACAUGGUGUUAGAGAUUCUAUAAAGUUUGUAGAUCACAUUCCCCUAAUUCCAAAUAUGCCGAUAUAUCAGUUUCUUAUAUUUUUCAUGAUGGCUGUUGGAGUUCUGCCGACCAUUGUGUACAAUAUUUUUAACGUGCACAAAGUUCUUGCUUCACGGAAAGGAAACAUGACAAAUGCUUUGGCUAUGAUUUUCCCAUUCCUUGGACUUGUGGGAGGAGUUUUUAUAUGGGGUUGGUUAUCUCCAUCGGACGUACUGGCAACUGAGCCCCAUCUCAUGUUGAUGGGAACUGGAUUUGCUUUUGGAUACCUAGUGGGAAGAUUGGUUCUCGCGCAUAUCUGUGAUGAGCCCAAAGGAUUGAAGACAGGAAUGUGCAUGUCACUAUUGAUUCUCCCUCUGGCCAUUGGGAAUGCGUUUUCUUCCAGAAUAUUGGAUGGGGUUCCUUGUGUUAGUGAGCAUAUGAUGGUCGGCCUUUAUUGCUUUUUUACAUUUUCUCUAUGGCUGCACUUUGCUGUUGGUGUGACCCAUGAAAUUACAAGCGCUCUUGGCAUUAAAUGCUUCAGAAUAACACGCAAAAAAGCUUGAGAUUAGGUCUCCAUUCAUCCAUAAUUUAUGCUCAAACUUGUAAGAGAAGUUACUUUUGGGUCUCUUUUUCCUUUUUAGUGAACCCUUGCUCCUCCACUCUUAUUGGAAAAUUUGGUUAGAUUUUUGUGCUAUUUGUAUUUAUAUAUUCAAACACCUCAAAAGGAAACAUGAUGUAAUAUUGAGGUUUUAUUAUCGUCAAUUCUGACUAUUGAGGUAAU
Messenger RNA from Amborella trichopoda, 1627 nucleotides. Its product is annotated as choline/ethanolaminephosphotransferase 1. Gene Ontology annotation, molecular function: phosphotransferase activity, for other substituted phosphate groups. Gene Ontology annotation, biological process: phospholipid biosynthetic process. Gene Ontology annotation, cellular component: membrane. Lineage: Eukaryota; Viridiplantae; Streptophyta; Magnoliopsida; Amborellales; Amborellaceae. The record is from RefSeq and is a predicted model, not a curated record.